AUGCCGGGCAAGAGAGGCACGACCUUGCUCGAUCACCUUCCCGAGGACAUCAUCGACAGGAUACUCAUCCGGUUGCCGCCCAAGGACGUCGGCCGCUGCCGUGCCGUCUGCACAUUGUGGCGCAGUGUCACCUCCACGCCUGAAUUUAUGUCCGAACAUCAUCGCAGCCAGCCAUCGCUCCCAAUCAUCGACGGGGACGGGCGGCCAGCCAGCCUUGUCGUCGUCCGCGGUGCCGGUGCGAGAACCACCAAUCAACAGCUCUGGCCUUUCGUACCGGGUUUCAAACACCGUGAUGUGAUUUUUCUUGAAGGCACCUGUGAUGGUUUCAUCAUCGUCUCCGGGAGAUUGAGACAUCAAUUCUACAUUUGCAAUCCAGUCCUUCGCCAGCAUGCUCUCCUACCGCAGCCUCCAUUUGGCCCACUCAUCCACAACUACGUAAUUGGUUUCUACAUGCACUGUCCAACAAAAGAAUACAGGGUGCUCUGGGUCUCAAAAGGCCUUUUUGAAUUCAAUUUAUACGUCCUCACAGUUGGAUCUGACAAGCCGAGGCACAUCAGAGUCAGAAUGCCAACAGUCUCCUCGGUUUCCAUGGAAUGGAAGUUACUGGAGAUGCUGCUCCGUUCAGCGCCAGUACAGCACCAGGGCAAUCUUUAUUGGCGUCCUCCUUACCCUUAUGAUGCCACGCAGAUUACAGGAGAUGGUGAAGACAUUAUUGUAUUUGACACGGAAGUUGAAUCAUUCCGGUGGAUGCAUAGUCCGGCCCAACUGAAUAAUUCUGGUAUGUACCAUGAGGGACAGUUGUUCGACAUGAAGGGGACGCUUGCUUUCUCAGGCUUUUUGUUCAAAAACAACAACACUCUGGAUGUCUGGAUGAUGCAGGAUUAUGAAGCCGAAAUUUGGACCUUUAAGUACCGGAUUGACCUAACGAAAGUGGAGGCAUCACAAAAAUUGAAAUUAACUUCUCUCGAAAGGAAGAGGAAGUCGCCACUUGAUACAGUGAUGAUAUGGUUCAAUGGAAUGGCUGUGCUCAACGAGCAUGAGCUUUUGAUCCAGUUUAAUCAUAAACACAUGUUACACUGCGAUAUUGAUGGCAAGUUCUUAGGAAUGGUAAAGAUUGGAAAGAGACAAUAUCGUAUGAUUCUUACUGGUUAUUGCCUCCAAGAGAGCAUAAUUUCAAUUCCGUCGCAUGAGAAGCUACAACAAGACAAGGACCCUCCAUUCUUCACAAGCCAUGUCUGAACUGAAUGUUCAUGCCGCUUUGCUUUGCCGUUGUAAUGUCUAUCCUCUUUUCUUUACCCCUCACUAGAUGACUCGUUGCGCCAAUGGCGCAAAGGGCGAGAGGGAGACAACUAUUGUGAGAAUAUUCAGACACCCAAGUCUUUACUAUUGGUACAUAGAUGAUUAGUUACAAUGUGGUACACAAAGGAAGUAGAUAGGAAGGGAUAGACUAUUAGCUUAUGAAAACCAAACGUGGCCAACACUGCCGCAUCCUCUGCUUGGAAGCCGCCUUUUCUCACCGGAUCUAACAUAGAUACAUGAUCACAAAAGGAAGCAAGACCAUCAUAUAUAAUGGUCUACUUACUCAUUCAGGUUAGUGAUCAGGUGGCUGGAACCGCAAAGUAUAAUGGGGCUUGACGGACAAUAAAAA
Molecule: messenger RNA, 1648 nt
Organism: Aegilops tauschii subsp. strangulata
Lineage: Eukaryota; Viridiplantae; Streptophyta; Magnoliopsida; Poales; Poaceae
Product: putative F-box/kelch-repeat protein At1g13200
Molecular function (GO): protein binding
Source: RefSeq, a predicted model, not a curated record